Arvicola amphibius (Eurasian water vole) is the source of this 579-nucleotide messenger RNA. RefSeq names its product lymphocyte antigen 6D-like. The transcript has 4 exons. NCBI's taxonomy places the organism in Eukaryota, Metazoa, Chordata, Mammalia, Rodentia, Cricetidae. Bases 1 to 579 code for a protein of 192 amino acids. Gene Ontology annotation, molecular function: acetylcholine receptor inhibitor activity. The record is from RefSeq and is a predicted model, not a curated record.
AUGAGGACCUUCCUGGUGCUGCUGCUGCUGGCUGUUGUGUGUGCUUCUCUGGCCCGGGCCCUGCACUGCCAUGUGUGCUGUGGGCACGAGAACUGCGAGUCUCUCGUGGAGUGCGCCUUGACGGACAAGUUCUGUGUGAUCACUCGGGCCACCAACCCUGGUGGCAUCCUGGUCAUGAAGUCCUGCGCGCCAACCUGCCCCAACAGCACUGUGUCUUCCGACGGCCGUGCCUUAUCUGUCUUCUGUUGUGAGGGCAACCAGUGCAACCGUAGCGCUGCUUCAGGCCUGACCAGCCUUGGGGCCCUGUGGGUCAGUGCCUCUGUCAGCCUACUGUGGGCGCUGCUUCGAGCUGUCUGCCUCAGCAGCGUCCUACACCCACCCAGCCAGGCUGUUAAUCUCUCUUCCCAUUUCCCCCAAGACAUAUGCAGUCUUCCCUUCUCCCACAGAGAGGAAGUAGCAGCACCUGCCCCCAAAGGUUCCAGCUCUCCUCCUGACUCAGGGAAUCCUCCAACAGGGAACAAGGGCACACCUUCCCAAGACCCCCCCCUCCACUUCUAUGAGACCUCAGUCCUUAGCUGA